CGACAUGGUCAAAGUUCACAAACACAUCGCCCCGGAGUUCGACAGGUGCCAACUUUGGUCCUUCCACAGAAUCGACGACGAGGAGGCUGUAUUCAAAAACAAAGUAGAGGAGAGGGUUGUGGACACGAGUGAUUCUGUUCGGCUGAAUUUUAACGUCACGACUGACUUCUUUAGAGUGAAGUGUGGAGAGUUCGAAAGGUAUUUCUCUCACAUCUACCCAAACCCAAACUUACUGGUACCACAGAGUCGCCCCGUUUUGAAAGUAAGCCCGAACCCCUUUCAAGACGUCAGUGUGUUGAUGCUCGGUUUCGACUCGACCUCUCGUUUAAACUUCAUGCGGAAAUUGCCGAAGGUUUACGACUAUUUGACAAAAGAAAUGGGCGCUGUUGUGCUUCGAGGAUAUAACAUAGUAGGCGACGCGACCGCAGGUGCAUUCAUACCUAUCCUCACAGGCCACACGGAGGCAGAGCUACCGAACGUCAAAAGAAACACGGAGAAUUCACAAUUCGUUGACGCGUACCCGCUUAUCUGGAAACAGUACAAGAAGAAAGGAUACGCUACCCAGUUCGCCGAAGACAUGCCCGGUUUUGCCGCGUUUAACCUACGUUUAAACGGAUUCAAAGAACAACCCACGGACCACUACAUGCGGCCAUUUUGGCACAAAAUAGACGAAGGGCCCACAUUUUGCUACGGGUCCGUUCCAAAGCACGUUAUGAUGUUUGAUUACCUGAAGGAGUUUCACCUGGCGUACGAGAGUUCCCGGCCACGGUUUGGGUUCACUUUUCUCACUCAGAUCAGCCACGAUGACCUGAAUAUCAUCGAACUGGUACAGCAGGAUCUAUUGAACCUACUCUCAGGUCUGUACGAGGAGGGGCAUUUGAAGAACACUAUUCUGGUCGUCUUUAGUGAUCACGGUCCAAGGUAUGGAAACAUGAGGGAAACAUUGCAAGGGAAGAUAGAGGAACGACUCCCUUUUAUGUCUAUUGUACUCCCGGAUAGCAUCAAACGCAACCACCCGAAAGUCUUGAAAACCUUGCAGCAAAAUUCGGACAGGUUGACCACACCGUUUGACAUGUACGCUACGUUAGCUGACGUUAUAGGGCACAAAGAUUCGCACCUACCGGCGCCUAACGGUCUACCUCGGGCGAUCAGUCUCUUCACAAAAAUUCCCGCCAACCGGACUUGUCAAGACGCGGGGAUUGAGACGCACUGGUGCGCCUGUCUGCAGUGGAAAUCUAUUCCGCCAGAGGGCAGUGUCGCCACGAAGGUUGCCAAGUUCUUGGUUGCACACAUCAACGCCCUCAUCAAGCCCUACAUGAGUCUGUGCCACCAACUGUCGAUUGUAAACGUGACCCAUGCCGAGGCGGCUGAACCAGAUAACCAAAACGGCAUCACGUAUAGAGAUGUACAGAUCACAGUAGAGACCACGCCGGGACUGGCACUGUUUGAAGCGACUGUUCAUAUCACGGAAAAGCUCGGAAACGACUCCAUGACUGUUACUUCAGACAUCAGUAGAAUUAACAAGUAUGGACACCAAAGCGACUGUGUCCUGAACACGAAUCCAGAACUUCGAAAGUAUUGCUACUGUAGGGAAGAUAAAAAUUGACCACUACUUGCCUUGAGAG
Branchiostoma belcheri (Belcher's lancelet) is the source of this 1625-nucleotide messenger RNA. RefSeq lists its product as uncharacterized. The record is from RefSeq and is a predicted model, not a curated record. The coding region runs from base 5 to 1606 and encodes 533 amino acids. The transcript has a single exon. NCBI's taxonomy places the organism in Eukaryota, Metazoa, Chordata, Leptocardii, Amphioxiformes, Branchiostomatidae.